Messenger RNA from Plasmodium coatneyi, 6462 nucleotides. RefSeq lists its product as uncharacterized. Gene Ontology annotation, biological process: microtubule-based movement. The coding region runs from base 1 to 6462 and encodes 2153 amino acids. Gene Ontology annotation, molecular function: ATP binding; microtubule motor activity; ATP hydrolysis activity. NCBI's taxonomy places the organism in Eukaryota, Apicomplexa, Aconoidasida, Haemosporida, Plasmodiidae. The transcript has a single exon. Gene Ontology annotation, cellular component: microtubule; kinesin complex. The record is from RefSeq and is a predicted model, not a curated record.
AUGAAGGACAGCCUUAUAAUGGACGAGAACAAUGAAGCGCUGAACUGUGAAAGUGUGUGCACGUCGGGGGCUCCCUCAGAAGUUUUGGCAAUCAAGGGCGCAGGGCCUCUUAAAAAAAGUGGUAGUAGCAGUAGUAGUAGGAACAGCAGUAGAAGUAGCAGCCGCAGUGGCAACAGAGACGGUAGCUCGAGUCGCUUGAAGAACCCCUUCGUUGACGUACCCGACAAAAUGUUUAACAAGAGCGUAACGGUGGAAUACAACAGCGAUAAUGACCACUCGUGCGAGAGAAAUAAAUAUAAGGAGUUAUCUAAGCAGAGCACUCUAAAUGUGGAUAAUAACGAUGAGGAAAACGCGACGGAGUGUUCCUUUGGGUCUAGCAAUUCCUGCGCCGAAGGGGAAGGGAAAAGCUACGUUAACUUUCGCAAAAGAGCUUGCAAAGAGGGUGGCGAACAAAGUAGAGAACUCGAAUCCAGCACAGAUGAUAUGAUUAUCCAUAACGCAUUGGAAAUGAAAGAAGUGAAUAUGUGUACAAUGAACGAGGUAGUCACAUGCCAAACGAACAAAAGUGAAAAUGACAAGAAGGGGGAACUGGAGGAAGGCAAUCUUCUCAAGAUUCAGCAAAACGAUUCAGUUUUGUUAGAGGAAAAUGAUAAGAAUGUCGACAACGUAUCAGAAAGGUAUGAGGAUAGCUCUGGCAAUAAUCUAGACAUGAACUGGAACAAGUCGCAAAUAAAGACAUGCAUUAGAAUUAAGCCGCUGGAUUCUGUGGGGAACAAUCUGGAAAGUGUAAUCACGCAAAGAGGAUUAAACAAAAUAUUAAUUAAUUACGGAGUGCAUAGUGAAAACAAGAAGUGUGAAUUUGUCGUGGAUAGAAUUUUCAAUGAAGGAAGCACGCAAUCGGAUAUAUGGAAGAGCAUUUGUUUUUGCAUAGACUCUGUUUUUCAUUUUAAGAAUGCAACUGUGUUUGCGCAUGGCCACACGGGGACAGGGAAAACUUACACCAUGAUUGGUCCAGACGUCAUGGAGCUAAUUAAGGGGAAGAAGAGAAAAAUCCGCCAGUCCGGAAGGCGCAUGCAGCCGAUUGAGUUGUUACUCAAUACGAACAGUUUGAGGCUUCCAAAUGGUGUUGCUGGUGGUGGCGGUAAUACUAGUGGCAACGGAAACAGCAACAGUAACAGCAGCAGUAACAACUUUUUGUACGAGAGAAAGAGGUCCUGCUCGCAGCCGAUCUUUAACUUCCCCCCGAGGGUGAUGCCCCUUGUGAAUGGAAACUAUUGCAGUUAUAAGAAAAUGUACGAUUCGUCGUCCAGCGCACAGUGUAACGGGGGAAACACUUCUGCGAACAGCACCGGGAAUAGUGUAGUGAAUAGUAUAGUGAACGGCUCCACAAAUAUGGCGCCAAACGGAUCCAUGAAUGCUAGAUCCUAUCACAAGUUGAAUGCGGAGUGCCUGAGUGAGAGCAGCUAUUAUGGGAAGUAUGAACACUGCAAAACGUUUUCCGAGUAUCGAAUGGAGUAUAAGUCUAAUGUGAAGGAUUUGCAGGACGAAAUUCGGUUGAUUUUAAAUUCAGACAGGAAGGGUAUGAUUCCCAGGGCGUGUGAGGAAAUAAUGAGGAGAUUAUCCCUGCAUAGGGGGGUUGGCGGCGAGACGGAGGCGCACCAUGGGGAGAGGGCCCCCAAGGGGAGCAGUAAGGAGAGCGGUCCUCUACGUGGCGGUCGAAGCGGUAACUUCAGCGGUAACUUCAGCGGGGUCCGGGAGACCUACGCGGAGAAAACGAAGGAGGUAUUUAAAAACGUGAAGGUGUACGCCUCUUACAUGCAACUAUAUAACGAUAGAAUAUUUGACCUGUUAAAUCCGUGCACGGAACCGCAGCCCUAUUUAAGCACUCAAAAGUCUAAGCUUUAUAACAACGCUACGUUUGUCUCUGGUUUGCUAACCGUGGAGGUAGCCAGCUGCGAAGAGCUGAUAGAGCUUCUUAUAGAUGGAACAAGUAACCGAGCAUGUAGAAUCACAAAAACGAAUGAAAUGUCAACAAGAUCCCAUUCGAUAUUUAAAGUAGAGUUACGAUAUGUUAACCAUUCAAAGCCUGAGUGUUUUAAGUCAGGAAAUUUGUUGCUAAUUGACUUGGCUGGAAAUGAGAAGUAUGCGGCGUCUAAUGAAAAGCUAUACACCACAGAAGUCUGUUCUAUCAAUAGGAGUUUAUCUGCCCUGUCGCUGUGCAUCAACGAGUUGUCGAAGGGGAAUAAAAACAUCAGUUACAGAAACUCCAUUUUGACGAGACUUCUGCAGGAUUCUUUGGGAGGGUCCAGCAAAACUGUUUUUAUAUGCACCAUAUCUUCAUGCGUGAGAAAUGUCCGUGAUACGCUCUCAUCGUUGAAGCUUGUUUCGAGGGCAAAGAAGAUACAGGUCGAGAGCAGGGGUAAUAAUGCCUAUGUGUAUGAGGAGGACAUACGAAAACUGCAAAAGGAGUUGUACUUUUUGAGGAAGUUUGUCUUUUUUCAGUACAUUACGAAUAAGUAUGAAAGUAGGAAGAGGCUACGGAAGAUGAAGGAGUUCUAUUUUGGCAAUUUAUCGGAUCGGGGCGAGUCCGACAUUGGGGGGUCUAGCGGUGAUAGUGGAGAGGUCCUCCCCGGGAAGAAUCCGUCCGUCGGUUGGGGGGGUAGGAGCAUUCCAGAUGCCACCACGCAGAGGGCAAGCACCGAAGAAGAAGAAUCCAACCAAGGUGAUGCUAAUAAAGUGGAGCCGAAUGAGAAUGAAACUACCUACGCUGGAAUAGAAAGCAUCUACAACGAGUACGAACGGAAGUCCUUUAACUCAUUACUGUAUCAGUGGAAUUUGAACAAGGGUAGCAUUAGGAAGGUAAGGGAUCCGCCCGUAACACCUCUAGCACCGCUAAACGGAGUGCCUAGCAAGAGGAACCCUUGGUUCCACAGCAAUGGGAGUGUGAACAAGAAGAACGUAAUGAACUUCAUCGAAACGCACACCAUAGAGUAUGAGGUCGACAGUGACGAGGACCUGUUCGGCGGGGCAAGCAAUGAUGGCGAGGGUGAAGAAGAAGAGGAUGCAGCAAAUUACGCAGAAGAAUACGCAGAAGGGGGAGAAUACGCCGAAGAGGAUGUAGGCAGGUUGUCCAACGUGGAUGGGGAUUAUGAGAAAGAAGGCUCCGACACUGAGGAGGCAUAUCCAAACGGGGAAAUGAUGAAAGGGGAAAAAAAAAGUCUCGAAAUAUUCCCUCCUCGUGAAGAUAGUAAGAGAUUCACUUCGGAAGAAACGUGCAAGAAGAGAGCCACGGCAAAGGAGGGACCUGCCAGUUGGGUUGAUGCCAAAUUGGGGGAAAAAGAGGAUACAAAUGUUAGUGCUGCGAAAGGGGAAGAUGGAAAGGACAAGACAACGCUUAUACCCUGCAGUGACAAGAAAUUAAACGGCGCACAUGAGAAAGUGAUAGAAGUAGCUGCGCUGAGUGCAAAUGUUAAGAAGUUAAAAAAAUCGGGGGUGGACAAAAAUGAUGGCGCUUUGGUCUCAGCGGAGGGAGCAGUGUCUACAUGGAAUGCCCCAAAGAGGGGUACAAUUUCGAAGAAGGCAAAGCUCAUUAGCGCGAGCAGGAACGAGGGGAACCCACAUAGGAGCCACCGAAAGGCAGGAAAGAAGCCAUUUUUCCUAAAUUUUGCGAUGCAUAUUAACAAGAGAAAAGGCACUAGCGGUAUCUUCAAACGUAGAGCGGAGGAACAGAAGGCGGAAAAUGGGUCUGAACUAAACAGGAGGAAAGAAAAUAUCGGUAAGUGCGCCACAAUGCAGAAGAAGGGACGUCGCUGUAACACCUGUAGCAAUGAUGAAGGUGCUGGUUUGAAGACAAAUGGGAGGGGGGAUUACUACCGAAGGGAAAGGUAUGCCCAGUUGGUAAAUUCUCGCAAAUCGGCUAACUCGAUGGAGGUGCGUAAUGGAUCUAAUUUGGCUCCUUCCGGUGGUGUCAUCGGGACGUCCAUCUGGGAAAGAGGUGGACAUAAUAGUAGUGCACACGGCGGAAAAAUUGGACAUUCAAAUGGAAGAGCUGAUAUGACUCCAAUUUAUGCAAGCAACUGCUCAAAAAAGAAGGGAGAUCAUACAAAGGGAGAAGCUGACCGGCAAGUGAAGUCAAUUUUCUCCAGUGAAAGUAACCAAUUUGGCAAAAAGUCUUCCUCUAAUGAAACAGUAUCAGCAAAGGGGCGUAGCAAUGGUGAACGGGGAAGCCCAGCCAUUGGAUCCGACCUAGGGCAUCUACUCCGGUUAGGUGACUCAAAGAUGAAGCACCACUAUGUUAACAAUGUAGGGAUAAACAAUAUGGUAAUAAAUAGGAUAAACAUUUUGCCCAAUUCUAAGGUAGUGAGGAAUUGCAAUGAGGUUACGAGUGGGGUGGAAAAUAAGGACACGCCACGUUCGAAGGGUGAAAAGAGCUUCAGCGAGGUGAGAAAAAGAGAAGCUUGCGCAGAUGAAGGAGUGCCGGAAGGAUAUGGUCAUAUAAGUGACAGGGGCAGAUCGGUCAGUGAGAACUGCUGCUUUAGCAAUUGGAAAAAUAAAACAAUUAUAGGCCAAAACAGCAAGGGCAAGUUUUCCUACUAUAUAGAGUUUGACAAGAUGAAGGACGUGAAGAAAUACAUCAUGGAGGGGCACACAGUAGGAGGGGGUGCAAAAGGGAACACCGAUUUGGCCGUACCCAACGGGGUGGAGAAAAAUGUUAAAAAAUCAUUGACUUCCCAAGUUGAGGAGAAUUGGCUGAAAUUUGAGAACAAAUUGGAAACAAAAUUGGGAAAGGAAAAGGAAGGAGUUGAAGGUGGAUGCGGGGGUAGAAGCGUGGUGGACAGUACCAAUGAGGAGGAUAAGUUCCAUUCUAAGCGCGACAGCGAUAUGAGCGCUCUGGAGGAAAACAGAAAAAAGCUAGACACGUUAAAAAACCGCUAUGAGAGGAUACUGGCUGAGUCACAAAAAAGGGAUUCUAGGAACGUUUUCUGUUUGAGUCACUCUCUCGGGGAUGCAGACAGAGGGAAGGGUAGUGUUGGAUACGUAAAUGGGACUGCCGCCCCAACUAGUGGUCAUAGCACCACCCCAUUGGCACGAAGCGGGAGAAGUUUGCAUGAUGUGGAGAGGAAGGCAGUUAACAUGAAGAGGGCUGAUCUGUUUGGGGAUGACGAACAGAUUACUCCUAUCGAGGUCAGGAGGAGUGGUGCACCAUUUAACGGAACAAAUGGUAAGUCAAGGCAGGAGAGGCACACAUAUGAGAACGCCCAAGGUGCAGUAAUGGGGUCUAAUUUGGAUAGCAUGAUCAGCAGUACGUAUAAUAUUCAAGACAUGAUAAAGGCGUCUUAUCGAGAGAAAAAGGGGAGAUUCUUACUGCGCAGCCAAUUUAGCGGUGCGAAGCAUCAUGGAGGUGACCUGGUAAGUAACUUGCACAGUUUGAAGAAUCACCAUGUGGAGGAGCACCGCAUGGAUGGGGAUAACCCCAUCGGCAGGGCGGUGUACCUUCCAAAUGGGGAGGAACUACAAUGGCGGAAGAAGCACUCUGCGGGGGCUCAGCAGGUGAACCUAAAUGGGCGUUUAAUAUACAUAAGGGGGAAUAAAGCGAUCGUUCCAUCUACUUAUGAGAAUGCUAAUGAUAAGGCUGCCUGGUUGGAUAAACAUACGAACAACAGGCAGCACCAUCUGGCUAGUGUAAACACUGUAGAUCCUUACGGAAGUGCACACCAUGUAGGGUUAGAAAGGAAGACGUCCAAAAGUGGGGAAAUCAGUAAUUGUGUAGUAUUGGGCACGCAUCGGAAUGCGGCCAAUUGGGAAGGGCACACUAGCGCAGUGUUACAACAUCGGAGAAAUAAUCCAAACAGGGCCGAUGGAGGAAGGGAAUCACAUCAAAUAGGGAAGGAAAAAUUAAGUAGGGAAAGAUACAGUGAAAAUAAGUUUAGAGAAAAAUAUUUUCUGCAUGGACUUCACCACCAUGGGGAUCUACCUCUGAAGGGUAACUCGAUGCAUGAUGGGUAUUGUCAAAGUAGGAAAAUGCACAAGGCCAAUUUGUUUGCCCCGAAUGGAAGUAGCAGCAAUUAUGGUGGGUAUGCCAUUCAGGAAGGAGAAAAGAUGAGGAACAGCCAUUAUGCAAAGAAGCAUGGAACGCAUGGGGAAGGGUUCCAAGUGAAUCACCUGAACAGCGUGAUACCUUACAGGAGUAAAUCCAUACUAAAUGGGAAGAGACAAAAUGUGCCUUACGGUGGGAAGGGGUUGCAUUCUGGUAAGUUUGUUGUUAGGAGUGGCUUUGCCUAUGGGGAAAGAAGUACGGAGGAUGAGUUUCUCCCCCAUGGGGAGGAUGGAAGAGCCGUUUGGACUCCCCCUCAAAUGCGCUUCCAAGAUGUGAAUAGAAACGAAAUUAGUCAAUUCAGGGUGAUACAGAGAGGUGGACGCUUAUGUGCAGGAGGGGUGUACGGUGCGGGUGCACGGAGGUGA